Molecule: messenger RNA, 1201 nt
Organism: Mollisia scopiformis
Lineage: Eukaryota; Fungi; Ascomycota; Leotiomycetes; Helotiales; Mollisiaceae
Product: DUF427-domain-containing protein
Exons: 7
Coding region: 155-991 (278 amino acids)
Source: RefSeq, a predicted model, not a curated record
CAUCUUUCACACAUUAUCUCUCUUACUUUAACCUAUUCCUCUCUGUCCACAUCCAAAAAUCUAUUCCUCCCAACACCAAAAAUGGCAGAAAUCCCCACGUGAUAUCACAUCACAUCACCCUCUUCCCACCUUCUCCUCCCCCAACCCCAUUUCAAUGCCCUUUCCCGUUUUCCCCUCUAAAAUCCUAACAUCUAACAUCUCAAGCCUCAUCCCCCUCGCCCAAAAACUCUCCAAAAACGGCCCCGUAAAACGCGAAUCCACACCCCGCCGGAUACGGGGUCUCUUUGCCGGAGAAUGGGUCUUUGAUACGCUUGGGGCGGUUUAUGUUUGGGAGGAUGUUUAUUAUCCAUAUUUCUACAUCCCAGUAAACGAAUUUAGGGAGGGUGUGCUUGAGAAGGUUGAGGGUAAGGGUGAGGGUGAGGACGGAUUUUACCUCGCAAGAUUGAGGGUUGGGGAUAGGAGUACGGAGAGGGUUAUUGUUUUCUCGUCGACGAGCGUGGAGGCGGUGAGGGGGUUAGUUCGGGUGGAACAUUCAACGAUCGAUUGGUUCGCGGAAGAUGAGAAAUUGCUGGGACCUCAUCCUAAGGAUCCGUAUAAGAGAAUCGAGACGCUGCCCAGUAGCAGGAGGGUUAGGAUUGAAGUUGCGGGUGUGGUUGUUGCGGAGAGUUCCCAGAAUGUCUUCCUCUACGAAACGAUGCUGAGGCCGAGGUAUUAUCUUAAUGCUGGGGAUGUUAAAUGGGAGUUUUUGAGCGAGAGUGGGACGAUUAGUUAUUGUCCUUAUAAGGGGAUGGCGACUUAUUAUAAUGUUAAAGUUAAAGGGAGGGAGAUCAAGGAUGCCGUGUGGUAUUAUAGGUAUCCGACGAGCGAGAGUGCGUUGGUUGCGGGGAGGUUGUGUUUUUAUAAUGAGAAGGUGGAUGUUUUUGUUGAUGGGGUGAGGGAGGAAAGCCCUCGUUUGUUUAACAUUCCGUUUGUACAAAAGGGUAUGUUGUAGGUGAAUUGACAGCCUUCAGCCAAUGGCGUCUUGUCAAGUCUAUGAGAAAAGCUAUAACUUGACAGAUAUUUGAAUAGAAGUAAGUAAAUGGACUAAGCCAAUCGACUUUCGAGAAUAUUUUUUCUUGUACGUUAGCAUUUUUGACCAAGCAACGUUUUUGGCAAAUCUUUAGAGCAAGGGGACAAGUUAUACCUGAACUCACAACCUGAG